UCCGCGGGCAGGGGCCGGCGCCAUGGCUCCCGUGCUGAACCUCAACAACGAGGUUGUGAAGAUGAGAAAAGAUGUGAAGAAGGCCAGAGUCCUGACUAUUCGCAGACUAACCAGACACAUUGGGAAAUUAAAGUUGAAAAAGGGUUCAGAAGACUUGAAAUUAAAGAACCAAAAACGAGUUGAGAGAUUAAUAGAAGAAAUCCAUGCCAUGAAGGAAAUAAAGCCAGAUGAAGUUACCAGACUUGCUCUUAGGACAGAAGUUAAUUUUGAAAGUGUCUGCAGAAAGCCAAAUUGUACUGCAACUGAGCGAGCCAUUGCAAGACUUGCAACACACCCCAUCUUGAAACCCAGAUUUGUUGAACUUAAAGCUGCUGUAAAAGCUUUUAAGGAUGCAAGAAAGAACCCAGCCAAAGACAUUCCUUCAAAAAAGGCUAAGUCAGAAGAACAGCCUAAAUCAGCACAACAUUUCAAUAGCAAUUUGGAUGACCAAGCUCUUAAACUAGCUCAAAAACAGCAAGGAUGUGAACACAAAGCAAAAAUGAGCAUAAGAACAGAAACUAACAGGGUGGCUGAAAAACUUCAUGAGAGUGAAUCUGAACAGAAAACUGUGGAAAUGGAGAGAGCAUGUGCUCCAGAAGAAUCUUCAUUUCAGGCAGUAGAAAUGCAAGCAGUCACUCAGAAUAAAACAGGAAAGAAACUUGGCUAUCAAAAAAGGAAAGAAAAUAUGAGCAUAAACAAAUUAAAUGCAACAAAAGAAGUAAUUAAUGAUGAUUGUGACCAGGAUCAUCCUAAUGAAGAGUAUUUUGAUGAUAGUACUGAAGAGAGGUUUUAUAACCAGUCAUCAGAUUCUGACAGUGACAGCAAUGAUGAUUUCUUCAUUGGCAAAGUAAAAAGAAAGAAAAAGAUAGCAGCAGUUACUGAUCUUUCUUCAGCAAAAGAAAAGGAUAGACUUCAGAAAAACAUGGUGAAAAAAGAAAAGAACACAGUGCCUGGGACAGCACAAGAUCUGAUCAUGGAAGAAGGAAAACCACAUGCAAAAGCAAGCAAGAUAGAAUCAAUGUUCUGCAGUUCUUUGUCUACCUCUAAUCCGAAAUCUCAAAACAGAACAAGACAUACUAAAGACCAGCCUCUCAAAAAUGGAAGAACAGCUCUUCUUAAAAAGGAACCACAGCUCAAGAAGCAACCAUUUGCAAAAGCUGCAGGUAUUAAAUGCGACAAUAAGAAAGCAUAUUUGGAGCAGCCUCUUCAUCCGUCGUGGGAAGCAAGCAAGAGACGCCGGGAACAAAUGUCUCAAAUUACAGCAUUCCAAGGGAAAAAGAUUAUAUUUGAUGACUAGACUAUUUGUAAAUUGGUAUUUUAAAAAAAAAUUCUUGCAGAUUUGCAUCCCAUGGUAUUUUCUUACAAAGUAACAACUGCAGUUUGAACAUUUUUGUCAUACUGUCCUUAUCCUUGCAACCUAUAAAAUACCAACUGCUAGAACUUACCAUCUGUUAAUAAUGAAGAUUGCUUCAUUUAUUCAGUGUGCUGUCUGUUGAUUAAUGUAUGGUCAUAUGGUGUUGGUUCAAAGUCCCAUUAUGUAGUGCCACCAUUUAUUAAAUACACCCUAACGUGAAUGAAUGGUUUUUAGAAACAUUAUUUGUGCCCUGUAGGAAUAGUACAGAUUCUCUGGAGCUUUUUUUUUUGUGUAAAAAUGUACUUUACAGUAUAUGAGGACUUGGAUGUCAAAAGAGAGGGGAAAAUACAAAAUGUUGAGGUGAUAAUCCUAGGACUAUUUUAUCAAAUACAUCUCAACUGAGAAGAAGUAAGAGAUUCUUAAAACCUGAACAGACGUCACAAAUCCAUGAAUGUAUCAGGUAGCUGGAAAAGCCGAUCAGUAGUUGCAUGAUAUGAAAA
Molecule: messenger RNA, 1893 nt
Organism: Gavia stellata (red-throated loon)
Lineage: Eukaryota; Metazoa; Chordata; Aves; Gaviiformes; Gaviidae
Gene: SRFBP1
Product: serum response factor binding protein 1
Exons: 8
Coding region: 23-1336 (437 amino acids)
Biological process (GO): maturation of SSU-rRNA
Cellular component (GO): 90S preribosome; nucleus
Source: RefSeq, a predicted model, not a curated record